GCACGUGGAAAGAGCAGCAUUGAACUGCAGCGCCUAGCCGCAUCAAUCUCUGUGGAUGUCAUGGCACAACGCUUCCUCACUUUGGAGGCAGCAAUUGACCUUUUGUUCAGCCUUCCCGAUGACGAACGCGAAGGUGCGUCUGUAUGCCAAUUGCCGCCUCUUGAAGAUGGCAAUAUUACUGACGAGGAGCACGUGAACGAAAACGACUUUUCUGAAGUUGUUCCCGAUGAUGUUUGUGGGCACGUUGAAGUUAUGCAGUGCAGCGAUGAAGACGUUGAUUCGCCUUCUGCAUGUUCGAGUCCUGAGCCACGACGAAAGAAGCCAGCGGGGCGGCAAUUCACUAUACUGGAAAAGGACGCAAGGCUUCAACGAAGGCUCGGAAAACAAAUACUCCAGAGCGCUCCCAUACACCAGUAUGGGGUGACCGUGCCACGUUUGACAAAACACUUCCCAGCGAGAGUCCUCCGUUGUUGCUAGAGGCAUUUCCUGAGCUUGCAAACAUGAGCCCGUUUAUGCUGUUCAGCAAAUUUAUUUCUCCGGAGUAUCUUGGUUCAAUGGCUGAACUGACUGCAAGAUACGCACUCCAAAAGGGGGAGGAGGUGGACGUCACAGGAGCGGACAUAGGUCAGUUUUUCGGCCUCUUACUUUUCAGCGGAUACCACUCCGUUCCGUCUGAGGACUCGUAUUGGAGCACUGCAGAAAAUCUUUUUGUGCCUAUAGUCGCGACAGUGAUGGCCCACAAUAGGUUCCGGCAGCUGAAAAGAUUCUUCCAUAUUGUUGACAACACUCAGUUGAAAGCAGGCGAAAAGAUGGGCAAGAUUCAGCCGUUUUACGACGAAAUCUCCAAAUGUUUCCGCCAGUUUGGAGUGUUCAAUGAAAGCCUCAGCAUCGACGAGUCAAUGGUGCCCUAUUAUGGCCACCACUCGUGCAAAAUGUUCAUUCGCGGUAAACCCAUUCGAUUUGGGUACAAAAUAUGGAUGAUGUGCUCUACGAAUGGGUACCCCUAUGCAAUGGAAAUAUAUUGUGGGAGGAACGAGAAGGACGACAAGACACCUCUCGGGAUCAGGGCUGUCAGCAAUAUGGUAUCGGUCCUGGAAGCGCCUGAACAGCACGAAGUCUACUUUGACAACUUCUUCACUUCGCACGGCCUCUUGACGAAACUGGCUGACCAGGGGAUUCGAGCGACAGGGACUGUGCGAGAUACAAGAACCGGUGGUUGUCCACUGAAGAGCUUGAAAAGCAUCGGAAAGGAAGAAAGAGGAUCUUUCCACUACAAGUGUGACGGGGCGGUCUACGCAUGCAGGUGGAACGACAAUGCAGUCGUCACAGUUUCUUCUAACCACCUCAACCACGAGCCUGUUGGAAGUGCGAAACGCUUCUCACGACGCUCGAAGAAAAACGUGGACAUUCCUCAGCCAUAUUUGAUCAAAAAAUACAAUGAGGGCAUGGGAGGAGUAGAUGUGAUGGACCGCCUCCUGGGAAGCUAUCGGCCGAGACUGAGGAGCCAAAAAUGGUGGUGGAACCUUUUCAGCAAUGGUUUGAACAUGGCUGUCGUCGCAGGAUGGCUCCUCCACUGCGAGCUUCACAGGGGUAGUGAUGCCGCCAUGACGCACAUCGCCUUUCGGCGGGACGUCACCAUGUCCUUGCUGCAGCUGAAGCCGAAACUCACUGUGAGACCUGGACCUCGGGUUCAUCCGAGACAUGAGGACAGAAAAACUGAUGGUCACUACAUGAUCUCAACGACUCAGGGAAGGUGCGCGGAAUGCAAGAAGAAUACAACGUAUCAGUGCCAGUAGUGCAAAAAGCGGCUGCACAAGAACUGCUUUGCCGCUUACCACGGUUUGUGAAUUGCUCACUGUAGUACAGCCAGUAGUACGAAAGAAGAAAUUUUCGUGAAGUGUUGUUAUAAAUAUUUAUACUUUUCAGAGACAUUGUAUGACGCUAAAUAUUAUUCUUCAGUUAUCCUGAGUAAGGAAACCCGACUGAAAAGUCAAUAAAGGUUGUUCCAGAGAAAAU
This is a messenger RNA of Rhipicephalus sanguineus (brown dog tick), 2016 nucleotides long. Its product is annotated as piggyBac transposable element-derived protein 3-like. The record is from RefSeq and is a predicted model, not a curated record. Gene Ontology annotation, molecular function: sequence-specific DNA binding. NCBI's taxonomy places the organism in Eukaryota, Metazoa, Arthropoda, Arachnida, Ixodida, Ixodidae. The transcript has 2 exons. Bases 501 to 1796 code for a protein of 431 amino acids.